Molecule: messenger RNA, 2405 nt
Organism: Mytilinidion resinicola
Lineage: Eukaryota; Fungi; Ascomycota; Dothideomycetes; Mytilinidiales; Mytilinidiaceae
Exons: 1
Coding region: 60-1970 (636 amino acids)
Source: RefSeq, a predicted model, not a curated record
AGGUACAGCAAGCAGCGGAUAGAGGCCACAGCUACGAGGGAGAGUCAUAUGUUGACAACAUGGAUGUGCAUGUCGAGGCACAAGAGGUUGGUCCAGCCGCCAAUGAGCUUCGGGAACGGAUACAAGAGCUUGAACGCGAGAAAGAGAGACUUCUCAAGUCUGUCGAGGAAGCCAAGUCUGCUGCCAUGUCGAAGGCUGGUGAAAUAGCCAUAGUCCGUAGCAAGCACGACAAGGUUACAAAGGAGUACGAGCGACGGAUUUCCGUCAUGCAGCAGGCUCAUGCGGAUGUUGUAGCGAAACAGAAGGCCGAAUUGGAGAAAACCAAAAAAGACAGGGAAGUGAUCGAGACCAACAAUCUGUUCCUGGAACACGACUUGGCGAGAGAUGCCGCCAAGGCGAAACAGACCAAGAAGAACCUGAAAGACGGAGCUGCUGUUAAAGCCAAGGCUGGGCCAGUGAGCCAGGCAGUCACUCCCAAACGACAUAAUAAGGUCCUGCCUUUCAGAGAUGGUUUUGACGACGACGAUAUUGUCCUGGUCUCCCCGUCGAAGGCUCGAGAUCGCCCUAAAGCUGCCACGCCAAAACAAGGAGGGAAGAGGAAACGGCCUGUGAUGGACCAGAGCCCUAUAAAGCCAUUGCAACUCAGUGAGCCCCGCGAGAAGGCAAAGCCGCCAGUGGUCCACGAAUCACUGAAUCAACAGCUUCAUCUCGCUCUGCUAGCGAAGCUUGAGAAGGACGAGCAUCGUUUUGAGUUUAUGCGACGGCUUCUUAACCAUCGACCGAGGACCGGACAUGAGCGGACGUUCGAAAGCCUCACCCAAUACGCAUUUCCUUCCAACCCGAGCAAGAUGCUAUCCUCCUUGGUAUACGAUGACUUAGCUACAUGCACCCCCGAAUCGCACGUCGAGGAUUUUGCCCAGAAAUUUUGUUAUAUCUUUUUCGAUUUGUGGGAGCAAUGUUUAAAAGAAACUUUCUACACGCCCCUCUACCUUCUUGUGGACACGAUCAGAUUCAUACUGGCUACCGAAAAGAUGGGAACUGCAAUUGCGAUUACCGAGAAGGCACUACCUCUGAUUCUUGCUUCGGUAGAUCUCGUUGCUAUUCCAAUUGCGAGGGCUUCAACGAAUCCGGCUUUCAUUUCCGACCGGGAUGCGCCGCCGCAAGGAAAUCUUCGCAGUAAAAUAAACGUCUUGGAUUGUCUGUCUCUUCUUCACACCAUUGCUACAAGUUGCGUCACAUCCUCGGAAGCUAUCUCCAAGUUUUGGCAAUGCGUGCCAAACGAUUUUGUGUUGCUCAUGCUUAUGAAGGCUCAACCACUGGAUCAGAUCAUGCUCAUGCUUCGAAUUCUGAGCACUAGCGCACUUCCGGGCACCGUUGGUGCAAUUGUUCCAGUCGACUCUGGGCCAGAUCAACAAAUCAAGCGAGAGACUGACACAAUAGACCGUCUGACCAUCUUGCUCUUCGAGACUCCCGAACCCCUACAAGAAAGUACCAAAAGCAGUGCGUACGACCCUCCGUCUAUUUGCGAGCUACGCAUUCAAGUGCUCCGCGUACUAGGCGGACUAUGCGUUCAUCAAUAUGGUGGACGAGUCCUUGCGAAGCAUCGUCAUUGCAUUGGCCGUCUCGUUCGCUUUAUGCAUGAUCAAAUCGAUGCGCUAUACAACUACAGAACACUCACUCAUUCUGCUAUUGUCGACUCGAUCAACAUUUCUAUGCGCAUCUUAUACCACCUGGCUACUUCCUUUCCGGACGAGGUCGACAUGAGGGCGAGACUGAGUGUGAUCCAAGGCGGAAUUCACAAGCACCUGGUCGCCUUGACCCGUCUCGCAUUCAGCGACGCUAUAGUCUUGGAGGCGGGCAUUGAGGAUGAGGUAGUAGAUGCGGCACACCAGUUACUGGAGGAGUACUUAAGUCCAGAGGAGGGAGAAGCGCUGCUUCAAGUCUUUUCUAGCGGUAGGAGUGUUGGCUGAUUCAUAUUCUUAGCAAGCUUCCAUGGUAUGUAUCAGUGGAUCGGAUAUCUUGGGAAGGGUCAGGCGUUAGGAACAACUCAAAAGGGCAUAUCUUAAAGUUCGUUUCCAGGAAUGAUCUGCAUAAUCUGGCGUCAAGGGCGGACAUUUGAGAGACUCUGCAACAUUAGUAUUAGAGUGGACUAUAGGGUGGUCUGAAAGAUACCAUAUGCAUAGGACACGAGCUGCUACUACGGUAAAUAGGAUACCUGAAGCACAACACUAAAUAUACAAUACCACGUCGCAUAUUCGUAUUUCAUUCCUACCACUUAUACUUGCAAAGGCUGAGACUGUCUUGUUUGAGAAAACAGCUAGGCCCCAUGGUAGAUUGAUUGGAAAUAAGCAUUCCAGCGACCGAAAGUUGUAAAGAUCAAUGCGAAUAGCACUUAUCCACAUGGA